Molecule: messenger RNA, 2049 nt
Organism: Cucurbitaria berberidis CBS 394.84
Lineage: Eukaryota; Fungi; Ascomycota; Dothideomycetes; Pleosporales; Cucurbitariaceae
Exons: 1
Coding region: 1-2049 (682 amino acids)
Source: RefSeq, a predicted model, not a curated record
AUGUCGCCUCCUUCUAAACCACGCCUUCCUGGCCCUUGGUCCCGUGCUUUUUCACCCCUGACAAACCUCGACGACUCGCCUAGCGUUCACGUUGAUCAUGUGAAUGUCAAUGGAGUCUUGGCCGCUGGCCCAUGGAGCGUACAACCUCAUAAUGGCUUGCCAACGAUUGAAGAGACCUCUGAGAACGAUAGUAGCGCUGAUUCCGACUACGUCUUUGUCCACUCUAUCAAUCAAGACGUGCCUUCAAACUCAUUGGACGAAGGAUACGAAGACAUCCUAUCUAUUGAUGGUGAAGUCUCUGAGCAAGAUAGCAGCGACAGUACCUCAGAAUCUGACGAUAUGGAAGCGAGCUCACGCUUUCCUGUCGUCGAGUAUCGCUUCAUCCAAGAUGCCGACAUUGGCCCCGCGCCAUUCACGAAACAGCAUCUCAUCACCAGCUCAGCUAAGGCGCCAAUCCUGGGCCCACAUACCGCCAUCCAGAAUCCAUUUGGUCCAGACAAAGACAAAUGGCUCCAUCUAGCGAAGAACCUGAGUGGGAGUGAGAUCAACCUUACCGAGCUUGCAAUCUUCUGGCUCUGGUCUGGGUAUCUAAACAUUGAGCGUGGGAAUGUGGAGGAGUCUACCACAAUCUCCAUGGCCCCUACUUCACCUUGUGCCGCAGAGCGUUGCCCCAUGAUAGGCCCACCCGAUGCCUCAUAUCCGAUGACGAAUUCAACAAAGCCGCCCUUCGUCGGCCCUCGCACCUUCAUUCGCAACUCUGGCAACCACAUGGCUGGUUGGAUCCUCCACAUAUCGCGCUUCUUGACCAAGGAAGAAAUCCAGAUUGCAACCGAGAAUCUUCGUCUCACGUGUGAUAUGCCGCAUGGCUGGGCUUAUCGCCAUGACCCAGAUUGUAGCCAUGGCGUAAAGCGGACGCUGGGAGAGGAGUCUAGGUUGACUGAUCUGCUUCAGCGACAGGAUCGCGCUGCUGUGUUUCUCCAUGACGUUAUUGGACUUGACUUUGCUACCCAAGAUCAGCCUGGGGCCAAUGUUGCUCCAAUCUGGAUCAAGCGUGCUUCGCUUGCGCCUCUCUUUGGGCCCUUCCAGCUAGUCGAUUUUGACGAAGAUAAAGGUGGCCAGGCAAACACGUUCGACAACGGCCGCUACGCAUCAUCAACUUCAGACUUCGAUGCCGACUAUGAACAUCCUAAUAUUGACCGCGAAGAUAUUUCUUCGGCCAGCGAGCUCCAGAACCACACUGACUUCUCUAAUAACUUUGGACAAGAGUCAGUUUCCCAGCCUGACGUUCCAUCUGAAAAGACCUGUACCACUGCAGGCGAAGAGACACCGGACUCAACGGACAGUGUGCUACUGGAGGCAGACGGCAGUGGUUUCGGAGAGUUAUCGCGAGGAUUGAUAAUCCACGCUGGCAUCGACGAGUUCGAGAAUACUCCUGUGUCCGAGGAUGUUGUAGAUGACUCGUUGUCUAUCAACGAGGAUAGCUUCCUUGAGCAGAGCUUUGUGGUCGCAAGCCCUCUCUACGUCCAACCGCCAGAUGCUCGAGAGCCUGCACUCAUUGCACGCGAGAAAGAAACCACUGUCACCUGCGAGCAAGCGCUUGAAAAAGCAGUUGUCAAAGUAGAAGAAAUUGUCGAGGCAGCCUCGGAGGCCUUCCAGAACAUGGCGCCGAUAACUCCAGUCAAGGCAGAGCCACGCUACCCUCUCUUUGGCGCUAUUCACAACGCGACUGCAUAUGUCGUCACCUUUAUAGAGCAGCACGUCCGCAUCGCUCUCCCGAGCUGCUCCGUCGGAUACCUCAUGGCUGCGACUUGCCCAGAGGUGCAGAAUCACAUUAUUCGACCAGCUGAUAUCAUGUUGUUCUGCUCCUCAUAUCCUGAGCGAGUUGGCGCAUUGUUCAUUGCCGGUUUGGCAGUUUGUCCUUUCAUUCUGUUACCGAUCUGGGUGCUUGUGGAAGCGGGAGGUCCCAGCCGCGUUCGACAAAUGAUCAUGAUGGUUGUUAUUGCUGGAUAUGUAUACCUGGGCGCUUUGUGGGCGACUGCUCAAAGCUGA